This is a messenger RNA of Trichomonas vaginalis G3, 546 nucleotides long. RefSeq lists its product as uncharacterized. The transcript has a single exon. The record is from RefSeq and is a predicted model, not a curated record. The coding region runs from base 1 to 546 and encodes 181 amino acids. NCBI's taxonomy places the organism in Eukaryota, Parabasalia, Trichomonadida, Trichomonadidae.
AUGCUUGGUGGAGUUUUCUCAAACAAAACAGAAGCCAAAAACAUCAACACGAAAUAUAAAUAUUCCAUUUUAAAUGAAAUUAAUGACGAAUUUCGAGACAAUGAUAGAAAAUUCACAUUCGCUCUUUUCUAUCCUGAACUCAAAUUGUACAAUAUUUGGCAGCAAAGUAAUAACCCUCUUAACGAACCGAAGAAAUGGACCACUAACAAUUAUUAUAAAGUCCAAGGGUAUAGAAACUUUACAACUUUAGCAGAUCGAAAGCAUGAAAAAUGCAACUGGGGUGGACUUGUUUUGAGUCACACAGAGAACUUAAUUGACGGUUGCCCCGGAGGUGAAGACUGGUACUUCACUAUUGGAUACGUCGGAAGACCAUGGUUUUCUGUUACUGAUAAAAUUCCUUCAAACGAUAGUCCAGUUAAUGUUGUAAGUAUGUGGGUGAAAGUCAUUAACGAUAAAUACACUAUCAUUCAGUCAUGCAUGUGCAAAUACUUCAAUAAUAACCAUUUGGAAUAUUUAUCUUUUAUCAUUCUCUUCCUUUGCGAAUAA